AUGACGCCAGGAAGCACGUUCUUGGGCUUGUUGGGGCGUCGAAGCGACCUUGAAGACUUGCAGCAGGAUAGUGUUCUUGGGCAAUUGGCAGAAGCAAAGGCGUCCCUCGUCCAAGAUGUCGCACGCAUCCUGCGAAGCUUUAUGGGCUUGGAGCCCUCGUCGUACCCCCUGGUUGAUAUUGCCGGGUAUGACGUGCAUGAACAGGCACCUGAGCGCCAGCCAUGUCAUACUCAGACCCUAUUGACGCCGUCCCUCCUUUCAGGCUUUCUGUCCAAUCAGGUUCCGGAUCAUUUAGAACGCUGGUUCGCACAGUCCGAUUCGGCAUAUCUAUUCACCCUCGAUGAUGAUAGAACCUUGUGGAGAUGGAAAGAGAAGUCGGAGUCAAUGUUUCCACUUGAUGGGAAGGAGGAUACAGGCUCGUUGGAUACGUCGGGCGUGGAGAAGGAAGUUUGGAGUGACGACAAUAGAUCGCAGCAGACAGGCAUCACUUCCGCCGUUUCCGCCAUAUGA
This is a messenger RNA of Fonsecaea multimorphosa CBS 102226, 510 nucleotides long. RefSeq lists its product as uncharacterized. The transcript has a single exon. Lineage: Eukaryota; Fungi; Ascomycota; Eurotiomycetes; Chaetothyriales; Herpotrichiellaceae. The coding region runs from base 1 to 510 and encodes 169 amino acids. The record is from RefSeq and is a predicted model, not a curated record.